GCUUCUGAAGGGACCAUCCACAACGGAAUGCUGUGGCAGCGCCGACCAGCGCGGAGAAGAAGUGCUUGACCCCACAAUGGCAGCUCCAGGGGGCUUCCUGAGUGGCCAAGCCGAGGCCCCUAGUGCUGGCGUGGUCAUUCCUGAUCAGGAGGAGCACUCGGCAUCGGGUUCGUGGAAAGCUGACUUGAAAGGAAAGAUGCGGAGUCUGAAGAAUGCAUUGAAGAGCGCGGGCCUUGGGCGGACACACAGUGCGCAGUCCAAAGAUAUCCCAGAUCCUGCCGAUGUGAUUGUGGGUCCGGUGAUCGGAAAGGUGACCGAUUGCACGGCACGCAUCCUCAUCGAGCUGGACAAAACGGCCCAAGUCACCCUCGCUCUCGUGGACGAGAUCUCCGGCAUUCUGGCGGGGAGCAAGGUUUUGGCGGUCCCUCCUUUCCAGCCAACAAUCUUCACUUUCCAGGGGCUUAAGCCCGAGACCUCGUACUCUGUUCAAAUCCGGGGAUGUCACUGCGGGAUUACGAGCGGGUUCAAGACGAUCGCGCAGUGUGCGAACGAAGUGAAGUUUGCGGUGAUCAGUUGCAACAAGAUCUUCAUAACGCGGACGGAGGUGAAAACGGGGACGGGCGAUCUGUGGCAUCAUUUGGAGAAGCGGAUCGCAAAGGGGCAGGUGGAUAUGAUGCUGCACCUAGGAGACCAGGUCUACGCUGAUGGCGACAAGGCCUUCGACAAGGCGGCCGCGCGCGAGCACACGAGCCUGAGCAACAAGUUUGCAGUUGCGGAAGACAUGCUCAAGGGGAUCCCCUGGGAGCAGUGGCCGCAAUACUACGACCGCAUCUGCGCGAUCUACCGCGAAAUCUACCGGGAGACGUGGGCGCACCCCCCGACCGCGAGGUGUCUCGCGACGUGCCCGAGCAUCAUGAUCUACGACGACCACGAGGUUCGUGACAACUGGGGCGACCUCCCGACCGACUGGGACCCCGCGAGUCUUCACAUGUUUGUGGCGCGCUGCGCAUGGCGGGUGCAGCUAGAGUACCAGCGGCAGCUGCACGAGGACGUCGACUUUGCGCACCUCGAGCGGAUAACUAGAGACUUCCACUUCCACGUCGUCGGCGGCGUCGGGCUCAUGUUCCUCGACAUCCGGGGCUCGCGCACUUUUCACCGCAGGCCUAACGACCCCUACAAAUACCUGGGUUCCGACCAGUGGACCGAAAUCAAAUCCGCGCUCGGGAGGGGGGGCAUCUUUGACGGCGUGCGCGCGCUCCUGGUGUGCUCCCCCGCGCCGGUGGUUUUCCUCACCGGCCUAGUUACGGACGAGUUCGCGGACCACAUCGCGCGCCUGGAGGACUUCAAGGGCCACUGGUCGCACCGGGACCACCGGGGAGAGCAGCUUGAGUUCCUGACUCGGCUGGUGGAAUGGAAGGGCCGCGUCGCGGCAGGCGCGGGCGGCCGCGAGCUGUACAUCUUUGGGGGGGACGUGCACUGCGGGGGGCACUCGGACAUUCUUUUGGGCGACCAGCUAGUCUUCCGGCAGCUCACGAGCAGCGCCAUCGCAAACCACCCUCUGCCCACCACGGCGUAUACGGUUUUACGGUUAGCGGGGGACACUCUGGAAGACCUGGGGGAGAACUUCAGUUUUCACCACCAUCACUGGACGCGCAGGCGGAACUACGGGUUAGUGAGCGUGGUUAACCAAAACCAGGGGGACCCUGCGGCAGAGGUCAAGAUUACUACGCAGCUGGUCGACGGGCAUGCGGUCAUGACCCACGAGGGGCCGAUUGUGAGUAGCUGCGACGAGAAGGUGACCGACUGGAACAUUCUCGGGCGGUGCAUACGGAGUAUAAAGGGCAAGCUUGUGCUACGCUAGCGCAGUGCUAAAGUGGGUUACGGCAGAGACAAGUCAAAGGGCCCUGGCAUGCUGAGGGACAUGUAUACUAACAGUCGGGUGUGAGCUUACCAUGCAAAGCGGCCAAUAAGAGAGAGGGGCCGGGUGUGUACGAAAAGAGUAUAGGUAUUCCCCUUAUACAUUGCUCUAAGUUUCGGUGUAGCAUAGUAUAGACAAACCUUAUUUGAAGUUUUGCAACUUGCACUCCAUGCAGGAGCAGGUCUGUACCUCUAUAAGAUCUGAGCUGAUCGUGAACAAGCUUAAAAGCGCGACAAGGCUGAGGAAGUAUAUACGAACCUUGAAGGCUAAGUUUGUUGAGUUUGACAAGUUUGAUCCUUCUCUUACAAAGUCGACCAUGCAUACUGAUCAGGCGCCUGCUGCAGAUCCUUCAUGCAACAGAACUUAGGCGGCAACUCUGCCGCACACAGGAGCACUCUCUAAGAUCUGCAGAUUGUUUCGGCC
This is a messenger RNA of Klebsormidium nitens, 2341 nucleotides long. NCBI's taxonomy places the organism in Eukaryota, Viridiplantae, Streptophyta, Klebsormidiophyceae, Klebsormidiales, Klebsormidiaceae. The record is from the annotation of a GenBank genome assembly.